Molecule: messenger RNA, 1893 nt
Organism: Periophthalmus magnuspinnatus
Lineage: Eukaryota; Metazoa; Chordata; Actinopteri; Gobiiformes; Gobiidae
Gene: nek6
Product: NIMA-related kinase 6
Exons: 10
Coding region: 223-1143 (306 amino acids)
Biological process (GO): protein phosphorylation
Molecular function (GO): protein kinase activity; ATP binding
Source: RefSeq, a predicted model, not a curated record
UCGUGGCAGCAGAAGCAGAAGAAGCAGCAGAAGCAGCAGCGGCAGAGGCAUCAGUCACGCUCACGCUCCCGCAGGCGCGCACUCGGAGGUGGGGAGGGGGACUGCUGCCUGUCGAUGUUAAAAGUUGCACAACAACAAGAACCAAUGUGACUUGUUGGAACGUUUCAGGCACGGCUAACUUUGCGUCUUCUUGGGUGAGAAUUUCUUGGAGGUGAUGCCACCAUGGAAGCGCAGAGGAAUGAGGCCACGUUAGAAAAACACAAGCCAUUAUACAAGAUACAGGAGGAUCAGAAAAAUGUGCCAAGCUGCACAUAUUGUUGCACUCUUGCAAACUUUCGUAUUGAAAAGAAGAUUGGCCGUGGUCAGUUCAGUGAGGUCUACAAAGCUACAUAUCUGCUGGAAGGACAACUAGUUGCACUCAAAAAAGUUCAGAUCUUUGAGAUGAUGGAUGCCAAAGCUCGUCAGGACUGCAUAAAAGAAAUAGAUUUACUUAAGCAACUUAAUCAUCCAAAUGUAAUCAAGUACCUAGACUCAUUUAUUGAAGAUAAUGAACUCAACAUUGUUCUGGAGCUGGCUGAUGCUGGUGAUCUAUCCCAAAUGAUUAAGUAUUUCAAAAAGAAGCGACGACUGAUUCCAGAGAGAACAAUAUGGAAAUAUUUUGUGCAACUAUGCAGCGCUCUGGAGCAUAUGCAUUCACGUAGAGUAAUGCACAGAGAUAUCAAACCAGCCAAUGUGUUCAUAACAGCCACUGGAGAAGUAAAGUUGGGAGAUCUUGGAUUAGGACGCUUCUUUAGCUCAAAAACCACUGCAGCGCACUCCUUGGUUGGGACGCCAUACUACAUGUCUCCAGAACGGAUCCAUGAGAAUGGAUAUAAUUUUAAAUCAGACAUCUGGUCCUUGGGAUGUCUUCUAUAUGAGAUGGCUGCACUGCAGAGUCCUUUUUAUGGGGACAAGAUGAAUCUCCUGUCCCUCUGCCAGAAGAUAGAACAGUGUGAUUAUCCUCCUCUCCCAGCUGAUCACUACUCUGAGAAGCUGAGAGACCUGGUUGGCAUGUGCAUCAAUCCAGACCCAGACCAGAGACCGGACAUUGUCUUUGUGAUGCAAUUUGCCAAACAGAUGCACGUGUGGACUUCAAGCACCUGAACAGUAUCUCCCCUUUUGGGCACAAUUGCUUAAGGACCUCAAAACCACUGGACAUAAGCUAUGUCUCUCUCUACAGAAAACAUACCUUUAUUUGAACCCUUUUCCAGAGCUCAAGAACACACCACAAAAACUGUACAAGUGUGAUCUAUUCAAAGCUGUUGCAGCUCUGUCAUGGAGGACUGAGCUGCUGGAAGGAAGUUCACCAAGGGUGUUCAGUAUGCCCUUUUAUUUUCGGUUCUCUGAUUAAAGUUGUGUUUGAUGUCAGGUUUGCGUUAUAUUUGUUUUUGCAUAACUCCACCAGAAUUGCAUUCCAAAGAUAAUUCAUGUGUUACUAGAAGCUAUUGAAUGAGAUACUCACAUUACAUGAGGUUCAUGCCUCACUAAUAAGGGGUCCUUUAGUGUAUUUGUGUUGUGAAGAUAAGUUUUCAUUACAUGUGUUCACAUGUAAUGCAGAAAUAAUCAAAGCUAUUGUCCAGGAAGUAAGGAUUUAUUACUUUGAUUUUAUUAGGCAUAUCAUGGUGGUUAUGUUCCUUAAAUAUAAUUUUAAAAAUCAGUGUUAUGUGAUGCUUGAUAGAUUUAAUCUACAUUUCUCUAUGCCUGUAUAGACCUCGGUCACUGUGAAACACGCCUUGUUAACAAGAUGCUGUGAAAUACUUUUGUUUCUUCUGUUAAGUCCUGUACAUAAGAUGUACUCUUUACAAAGUGUUAUCAGCCACUUACUGUACUUAUUGAAUUGUGACCUUGCCUCAA